AGGUCACAUGAUCAUAAUGAGAAAGGUUUACUCUUCUCCUUUGUAAGUCGCUUUGGAUAAAAGAGUCUGCUAAAUAAUUUAAUCUAGGCUAAGAAUUUCUGUUGUGGUCAUGGUUACAGAGAGUCGAUGUCAACAUACUGAAACUGGAAAAACAAGAAUAGAGCUUUUUCUUCCUCGUAUAGACUGUAAAUCUGUGAAGUGUAGCCUAUGACACUGAAGCGUGUGUGUAAAGGUUCAAAAUGAAAUAAAUGUUUGCUGAAGGCGUGCAAUUUACGUCGCUUAAUCCGUUACGAAACCGUAGCCUAAGAAGAUCUGGAUGAUUCGCUUUCACAAUGAAAGAGUGCCUAUUGUUAGUUUUAUUACUGGUGUCUAAUAUUACAUUAUCUUCAGGUUUUCUGGAUGUGUUCGCGGCUGCUGCAUCUUAUGUCAUCCACAGUUUUUUUAAACCGGACGGCUUACUGCCUUUUGACCCUAAAGGUUUGGAGAAAGAUUUAAGAGACUCUCUCAUUGGGCAGCACAUCGCGUCUGAUGUUGUACUAAAAGCUGUAACAUCAUUUAUGACUGACAGCAAACCAAACAAACCGCUGGUUCUGUCUUUCCACGGGACUACAGGAGUUGGGAAAAAUCAUGUUGCUAAAAUCAUCGCAAGAAACAUUUAUGAACAAGGGGAAAACAGCAAACAUGUUCACUUGUAUAUAUCUGAGCAUCAUUUCCCACACAAAGAAAAGUCAGACUUGUACAGCGCACAGCUAAAGCAGUGGAUUUCUGCGAGUGUAUCAAGUUUUCCCCUCUCUAUGUUCAUAUUUGAUGAAAUGGACAAGAUGCAGCCAAAGCUGAUUGACAGCAUAAAACCUUUUCUGAAGUCCAAUGUCCGGGUAGACGGAGUUUCAUUCCACAAUGCAAUAUUCAUUUUCCUUAGUAAUGCAGGUGGGAAUGUGAUUGCUGAAGUGGCUCUGGAUUCCUGGAGAGAAGGCAUAUGUCGGGAAGAGCUAUGGAUGAACAGCAAGGAGAUGGAGACUAAAAUCUUUCAAAGAAUUUUCAAUGAUAAGAACAGUGGAUUUCAUCACUCCAGUCUCAUAGAUCAUCAUCUGGUUGAUCACUAUAUUCCUUUCCUACCUCUAAUGUUGAAGCAUGUGCGUCAGUGCGUCAUGGCUGAGAUGGUCCAUCUGAACAUGACUGAAGACUUUGAUCUGGCAGAUAAAGUGGCCAGAGAAAUGCCCUUCUUCCCUGAAAGGGAGAAAAUAUUUUCAGUUAAAGGCUGUCGAUCUGUCAGACAGAAGUUGGUGCUGUAUAGAUGAACAAUUUUAGCAACAUUAGUUGUCCAAUUUAUUGUCUUAACUUUUAAACACACAAUUGAGGCUGCCCAUAUUCAAUUAAAUACGUCUAGAGGAAUGUACAUGUCAAAAAUUCCAUUGAGUUCUUUCACAAGUUUAUGCUAUUUAUUUUGAUUGAAGGCGUUUCUCAUUGAUCCAGAACAUCAAAAUGUUCUUUCUUGCAGCAAAAGUUAAAAUACUGAAAAGUCUCUUGUUUAUUCAAAAUACUAUCAGCGGGCAGACCUAAUGAACAAGGAUCAACAUCUACUGUAUAUUCAUCCCAGGAUAUUGCCAAUGUGGUCUGCAAUUUUCUUCCUAUGACAAGACCAUACAAUAAAUAUUAUUACCAA
Molecule: messenger RNA, 1663 nt
Organism: Pimephales promelas (fathead minnow)
Lineage: Eukaryota; Metazoa; Chordata; Actinopteri; Cypriniformes; Leuciscidae
Product: torsin-1A
Biological process (GO): nuclear membrane organization; protein localization to nucleus
Cellular component (GO): nuclear envelope; endoplasmic reticulum lumen
Molecular function (GO): kinesin binding; ATP binding; ATP hydrolysis activity
Source: RefSeq, a predicted model, not a curated record